Messenger RNA from Hippocampus comes (tiger tail seahorse), 1220 nucleotides. RefSeq names its product dynein axonemal assembly factor 10 (gene dnaaf10). The coding region runs from base 136 to 1212 and encodes 358 amino acids. Gene Ontology annotation, molecular function: protein binding. The transcript has 8 exons. NCBI's taxonomy places the organism in Eukaryota, Metazoa, Chordata, Actinopteri, Syngnathiformes, Syngnathidae. The record is from RefSeq and is a predicted model, not a curated record.
GUGUGUUUUGGUCACGUGGAUUCAUGAAAGCCCUCCAGGUUGUGGCGUCAUGCGUUUGACCUCAUACUAGGUCCUUUUUGCACCUUUUUUCGCACAUUUAAAGAUUAAAUUAGGGUUUACUGGAGGGCAACCGAGAUGUCAACCCCACUUUCGAAGCCCCAAAUUAUCGCACACAUUCAGAAGAGUUUAAAUUACACAGUUUUCGACUGCAAAUGGAUACCGUGCAGUUCCAAAUUCGUGUGUCUCGGAAACUUUCCGAGAGGAACCGGAGUCAUGCAAAUAUACGAGAUGCAGCAUGGAGACGCUCAGCUCAUCAAAGAGGUGGAGAAAGCCAAACCCAUCAAGUGUGGCACCUUUGGGGCCUCAUCUCUUCGCCAAAGACACAUAGCGACAGGGGACUUUGACGGAAAUCUAAACAUAUGGAACCUGGAGGAGCCCAACAUACCUGUGUACUCCGUGAAGGCCCACAAGGAGAUUGUCAAUUGCAUCGACGCCGUCGGCGGGCUCGGCAUCGGCGACGGGGCGCCUGAGAUUGUCACCGGAAGCAGAGACGGUACAGUGAAAGUGUGGGACCCUCGGCAGCGUGACUCACCCGUGGCCAACAUGCAGCCCGUGGAAGGAGACGCCAAGAGAGACUGCUGGACGGUCGCCUUUGGCCACGCCUUCAACGAUCAGGACCGCUGCGUGUGUGCCGGCUACGACAAUGGCGACAUCAAACUGUUUGACUUACGCAACAUGUCGCUGCGCUGGGAGACCAACAUUAAGAACGGGGUGUGCUGCGUGGAGUUCGACAGGAAGGAUAUCAACAUGAAUAAAAUGGUGGCCACCUCACUGGAGGGGAAAUUCCAUGUGUUUGAUAUGCGGACUCAGCACCCCACCAAGGGUUUCGCUUCCGUUUCUGAAAAGGCCCAUAAAUCAACCAUCUGGCAGGUGAGACAUUUACCUCAGAACCGAGAAAUUUUCCUGACGGCUGGCGGCUCGGGCAGCCUUCAUCUGUGGAAAUACGAGUACCCUGCACAGCGCAGCAAGAAAGAAUCAGACGGCAACAGCGUGGGUGUGGCCGGCUCGGUCAGCCUCCUGCAAAACGUCACGAUGUCCACGCAGCCCGUUGCCAGCCUGGACUGGAGCCCUGACAAGCUGGGCCUCUGCGUGUGCGCUGGAUUUGACCAGACAGUGCGCGUGCUCAUUGUCACCAAACUCAACACCGUGUGAAAAUGAAG